This is a messenger RNA of Cryptomeria japonica (Japanese cedar), 1017 nucleotides long. RefSeq names its product abscisic stress-ripening protein 1-like. The record is from RefSeq and is a predicted model, not a curated record. NCBI's taxonomy places the organism in Eukaryota, Viridiplantae, Streptophyta, Pinopsida, Cupressales, Cupressaceae. The coding region runs from base 226 to 495 and encodes 89 amino acids. The transcript has 2 exons.
UCUCAAGAAACGCGGCCUGCAUCCCUCUUUCUUUCUAUAAAUACCCAUGUCUCUCAGAUCCAUUUCAUCACAUUUCCUUAGCCCAUUCUAUUCAUUGCAGAAUUCCCCCAGUCCAAUUCGAUUCAUUACGAGAUAAUCUUUUGGUAUUCUACUUUAACAACAAAGGCUUCUAGCAGAAGAAAGAGAUGAGCCACCACCACCACGGGCACCAGCAUCAGCACCACCAUGGCCACCAAGAAGGGGGCUACACAUAUGCUCCACCGCCACCACCACCAGGAGCUUAUCCUCAACCAGUGGGGACUUAUUACCCCUCCUGCAGAGGAAGAGGCGAAGAAGCACAAGCAUCGUGAGCAUAUGGCCGAGAUGGGAGCACUAGCUACAGGAGCCUUUGCUUUGUAUGAAGGGCAUGAAGCGAAAGUGGAUCCACAACACGCAGGAAGGCAUAAAAUGGAGGCAGAAAUAGCAGGGGCGGCGGCUGUUGGGGCUGGCUUUUGAUUUCAGUUAUUUAUUUUCACACUUAUGGUAGAUGGAAUGAAUGAUCAGUAAACAGAUUAAUUGUUUAAGAAACUAAGAUAAACAACAAACAAACAAGCAUAUCAAGCAUUCAUCAUACUUAAAUAUCCAUUGUCCUCGAUUUUGAUUCAAAUUUUAUAUGUGUUGCUCUCAAAAAUCAAAAGCACAAGUAGUUUAGUAGGAAACAAAAAACUCAAGUUGUGGUUCAAAAAGACAAAGGAGGGAAUAGUUUGAAUAUAUAGAUUGAGAGGGAACCAAAUCAACAAUCUAGUUCAAAGCUAGCCCAGACAAGAUGAAUGACUAAGAUCACGUAGGAGGACAUGGUGAUCAAAGAUGGAAAAGGGAGUGGAGAAGAGGCUAUAAGGAAUAAGUGGACAAGUGGCUGGGUGGAGAAAAUAAAAUUUAAUAAUUUAAAUUAUAGAAUUUCAUGAGAAAAAAAAGAAUAAAUAAAAUAAUAAUUUUAUUUAUUAAAUUAAAUAACUUGUUCAACUAUAGAGGAACAUU